AUGGAUGGACUAAAUGAUUCUGUGGUUUCUGAGUUUUUGUUGCUGGGACUCUCCAGUUCUUGGGAAACUAAAGUUUUUCUCGUGUUGAUAUUCUCCUUGACCUACUUAGGGAUAAUCCUUGGAAAUCUCUUUAUUGUGUUUUUGGUAAUUUUUGAUUCUCACUUACAUUCUCCUAUGUACUUCCUGCUCACCAACCUAUCUUUCAUUGAUGUGGGAGUUGCUUCUACGACAGUCCCCAAGAUGAUUACAGACCUUCUAAAUGAAUACAAAAUCAUUUCUUUCCAAGAUUGUAUGACACAGAUAUGCUUCAUACACAUCAUGGGAGGAGUUGAGAUGGUGUUACUCAUAGCCAUGGCAUUUGACAGAUACACGGCAAUCUGUAAGCCUCUUCACUACUUGAAAAUCAUGAACCCUAAAAUAUGUGUUUCAUUUGUAAUCACUGGCUGGGUAACUGGAUUUAUCCAUGCUAUGUCUCAGUUUGCUUUCAUUAUAAACUUGCCUUUUUGUGGACCUAAUAAAAUAGAUAGCUUUUAUUGUGACUUUCCCAGGAUCAUAAAACUUGCAUGCACAGAUGGAGCCAAGUUUGAGUUUAUUGUUGCUGCCAACAGUGGCUUUAUGAGCUUGGGCACCUUCUUCCUGCUAAUCCUUUCCUACAUCUUCAUUUUGGUCACUGUCUGGAAACGUUCUUCAGGAGACUUAUCCAAGGCUUUUGUCACUUUGUCAGCUCACAUCACUGUAGUGGUUCUUUUUUUUACUCCAUGCAUUUUUCUCUAUGUAUGGCCUUUCCCCACAUCAUCAAUUGAUAAAUACCUGUUCAUUGCCGACUUUGCUAUCACCCCCAUCUUAAAUCCCAUCAUCUAUGCAUUAAGGAACAAAGAUAUAAAGGUAGCCAUAAAAAGAUUGAGUAAACGGGGACAUUAUGUCAGAUUUUGCUGA
Messenger RNA from Ceratotherium simum simum (southern white rhinoceros), 936 nucleotides. RefSeq names its product olfactory receptor 4F21-like. Gene Ontology annotation, cellular component: membrane. The record is from RefSeq and is a predicted model, not a curated record. Gene Ontology annotation, molecular function: olfactory receptor activity; G protein-coupled receptor activity. NCBI's taxonomy places the organism in Eukaryota, Metazoa, Chordata, Mammalia, Perissodactyla, Rhinocerotidae. Gene Ontology annotation, biological process: G protein-coupled receptor signaling pathway.